Messenger RNA from Paramecium primaurelia, 528 nucleotides. NCBI's taxonomy places the organism in Eukaryota, Ciliophora, Oligohymenophorea, Peniculida, Parameciidae. The record is from the annotation of a GenBank genome assembly.
AUUGGAUGUAGAAAGAAGUAAUUUCGAAAUUCUAAGAAAAAGAUUAAAGGAGUAGAAAAGGUAAUUCGACUUUGAUAACAAACAUUGAAAAAGGAAAAAUAGAUUAGAGUGGAGCAAAUGCAUUUAGAAAGAUUUUAGUAAAAAUAAAAAUAUCAACAAUUACAAUAAGUAAUGGAUUAGAUGAAAUAUAAUUUAGCUUAUAAAGAGCAAAAGCUGGAGCUAAGAAACUAAUACCAUAAUGACUUGAAUCAAUUUUACAUAAAUAAAUCGAAUAUGCCUAGAGUUUAGAAUUUUAAUAUAUAGAAUUAGAUGAGGCUACUGAAAAAAAUAUAAUAAGUUGAAAACCAAGUAUGAAGAAUUGCAAUACAUUAUGAGAAAGACUUAUAAUCAAUAAGAAAGGAAACCUUUGAGACCUAUAAAAUGAAUAAUGAAAAAAUAUUGUUGAUACAUUAGGAAUUGCCUCAAAAGAUUGAUAAUAAGAAGAUGAAACAGGAUUAUAAUUGCUGAAUCUAUUAGAAUAAGCGUAAC